This is a messenger RNA of Didymodactylos carnosus, 747 nucleotides long. The record is from the annotation of a GenBank genome assembly. Lineage: Eukaryota; Metazoa; Rotifera; Eurotatoria; Philodinida; Philodinidae.
AUGUCGCAAACUGAUCCUGCAAAAGAAGAAACAAUAUCUGAAUAUCGAUUGCACUACAAAGAAUAUAGACAAAUUCAUUCAGCUGGUUUUGAUGAAACACAUACAGCCAUCGACUGGUAUAUGCAAAAUAAUUUCGUUUAUCGUAUAAUAAAUGAAGUUUUUUACACAGAAAAUAUGAAUACAUUGUUUAAAUUUCGGUAUUUUAUUAACGACCUACAUAAUGAAAUAAGGAAGUCACAUACUCGAUUCGUUGCAACAUUACCGGCUGAACAAGACCAUCUUAUGGUUUAUCGAGGACAACUGAUGACCAUUAAUGAUUUACAAAAGUUGAAAGCUAAUACUGAUGGUUUUAUUUCAAUAAAUUCUUUUCUAACAACGACACGCUUAUUGAAUACUGCACGUACAUAUGGUGGUGAUAGUUCAAAUCAAUUGGUAUACAAUGUUGUAUCUGUUAUAUUCAAAACAGAUAUCGAUGUGCGUAAUACUGUUAAAAAGCCAUUUGCUAAUUUAAAUUCAAAUGAUAAAAAUGAGAUUAUAUUUUCGAUGGGUGCUGUAUUUAAAAUUCACUCUGGUAAACCGUUGACUAGUAAUUUAUGGUCUGUACGUCUUAGUUAUGGCAAAAAUGGAGAUAUGGAAUUAGAUGCGUCAAUAGAGGAACAUUAUAUGGAUAUAAUGGGUGAAUCUGUACACAACCUAACAUUUGGCACCUAUUUAUCCAUACCAGAUGAAUUUGAUAAAGCCGAAUAA